AUGGGCAAGGGAAAACCAACAGGAUUGAACGCCGCUCGCAAGCUUCGUACCUCGCGCCGCGAUAACCGCUGGGCUGACAAGAGCUACAAGAAGAGGGCUCUUGGAACAGCUUUCAAGCACAACCCAUUUGGAGGAGCCUCUCACGCUAAGGGAAUUGUCCUAGAAAGAAUUGGUAUUGAAUCUAAACAGCCAAACUCUGCAGUUCGUAAGUGUGUGCGAAUCCAGCUCAUCAAAAACGCAAAGAAGAUCACUGCCUUUGUACCGAACGAUGGUUGUCUAAAUUUCAUUGAAACCAACGACGAAGUUCUUGUUGCUGGUUUUGGUCGUAAAGGUCGUGCUGUGGGAGACAUUCCCGGUGUCAAAUUCAAGGUCGUCAAAGUGGCUUCCGUCUCCCUGCUUGCUCUAUACAAAGAGAAGAAGGAUAAGCCCAGGUCUUAA
Mitosporidium daphniae is the source of this 438-nucleotide messenger RNA. RefSeq names its product 40S ribosomal protein S23. The transcript is spliced from 3 exons. Gene Ontology annotation, molecular function: structural constituent of ribosome. Gene Ontology annotation, cellular component: ribosome; cytosolic small ribosomal subunit. Gene Ontology annotation, biological process: translation. The record is from RefSeq and is a predicted model, not a curated record. Lineage: Eukaryota; Fungi; Microsporidia. The coding region runs from base 1 to 438 and encodes 145 amino acids.